Belonocnema kinseyi is the source of this 9622-nucleotide messenger RNA. It is a transcript of the gene DIP2, whose product is annotated as disco-interacting protein 2. NCBI's taxonomy places the organism in Eukaryota, Metazoa, Arthropoda, Insecta, Hymenoptera, Cynipidae. Bases 131 to 6229 code for a protein of 2032 amino acids. The transcript is spliced from 14 exons. The record is from RefSeq and is a predicted model, not a curated record.
UAAUUUGACGCGAGAGUAUUCAGGGUCGCGAAUCAAUAUACAAUAAGAGCCUAAUGCUAGUACAAAAAGACUAUAGUCAAUCUUUCAAAAAGCCGGUAAAGAUGUUACUGUUUGGUUUGUAAACCUAAACAUGAGAGCCCUCUCCUUUGAGAAUCUCAGGAGGCUCGUCGGUCGGAGGAAGGACCGCGACGAGCCUUCUUUCGAGCGCAGCGAGUCCUUCAAGCGAAUUUCAAUCAGGAAAAGUUAUCUGGAUCGGGGAAAAAGGAGACACAGGCUCCAAAAGGUUGAUCAAGAUCCUGCAGAUCCCAGGGCAAGGUCCAAGGUAUUAGUCCAGUCCAGUAGUCCUAAAAUUCAUGUUCAUUGCAGAGAGGAGAUCGAGGAUAAGGACAACACUGACUAUGAGAAGAGGAUUGAUUCCCCUGAUGGGACAAUCGUUUACGAUGAGUGGAUCCACCAGGAUUCCUAUUCAUCGAGAGAGAAAAAGAUGGACUCUUCGUCUAGUCAGAUUGACUCGAUUCAUUCUUCCAGGGAGUUUGACUCGAGAAACGAAUUAUCUAAGAAAAAGCGACAUCAACCAAAGAGCAACCUCGAAAGAAGAGCUCCUCCACCUCCUCCCCCAAGAAAUAUUGAACUCUCUCUUCUGAUUGACCUUCCCCAUUCGCCCGUCUCCCAGAGACAAGUCUACCAGGAGGAAGAGGUGAUUCUUGCAGAAAAUGGUGAGCAACUCCGAGAAGAGAAUUAUUCUCAAGACAAUUCCAGUCUUGUCAGCGGUGUGACUUUGGGUCGAGUUUGGCGAGAUGCUGCUGUUCCGAGUCACUCAUUCUCCUCUGGUCGAGGAACCGAGGGUUCGUCAAAAGAUGAGGAACCUAGACCCGUGAUUAGGACUGCAUCUGCCCCGGAAAAGAAUCCAAAGAGUGACUCGUCCAGAGAUGGAAGCAGAACUGGGUUCAGUUUUUCUCUAUCCAUCUCGAGAUUGACUACUGACUUGAGAGCUGCGGCAGUAACGACCAAGAAUGGACUUUUUCGAAGAAAAAAAGGCUCGAAGCCAGCACCUAGUAUCAGCACUGAAGGAUACUUUGAAAGGACAGCAAUAGCUUCGAUGAGAAGAUCUGGUAGAUCUGGUAAGACUGGAUCUAGGAGAAGGAUCUAUUGUUCCAGAAGGAAGAAAAUAGUGACCAGUUCAAAGCCUAGAGUUCCCGGCAGUCCUGUGUGGUUUGUGCCUCCAGAGAGGCGUCGCUCGGGAAGGCAGAAAGGCAGGGUUUGGCGAGAGGUCAGAUAUUUUCCAGAGGAUCACGUACAGGGGGAUAUGAAGAGACGUGACCUCGAGGAGAGAUCGAACGACUGGUCUUCGAACCACUCAGACGAGUUCGACGACCGGAAGCUGCUCUUGUCUGGAGAUUUUGACGAGAGGGUGAGAAACGAAGAUGGUUCCAACUCAAACUCGAGAAAUGAAAAUCAAAAUUUUAAAAUGAACAAUAAAAAUGUGGAUUCUUCCACGAUUGAUUCCUCGACUUCGAGUGCAAGUUCGCGAUUUAAUAAAGCGCAACCAGCCCCGAAGAUAAGUGAUUUUAAUGAAGACAAGAUAUUCUGCGAGGUGUUUCGCGGGGACAAGACAGCGAAAGCUGGGAGUCGUGGGAACUAUUUUGCAAGCAGUCAGUUUUUGGGGUUUCUCUCAAAAAAGGAUGCGCAAACGGGGGAGAUUAGUUUGAGGAAUGGUGUAGGAUCGAGGUACCAGUGUUUGUCUUCUUCGAGUGAGAGCGAAACCGAGGAAGUGGUGCUUUUUGUGGAUAGUAAGAAGGAAAACAACUCUAGGGUGGGGGUGGGUGUGGGUGUGGAUGAUGAAAGUAGCGAAAGUGUUAGGAGCUGUUCUGUGGUUUUAUUGUUGGAGGGACAGAGGUCGGGUGAAAUUAGUGGACCUAGGAGGCGACCUUUGAGAAGAAAGUCGCAAUUGAAAAGGGCCAACUGUAGAGGGCAACCGGUUUACUUGGCGAGAAAACGAUCCUCACUCCGCAGACGACCUUGCAGGGACAUAACGCAAAAAGGUUAUGAGAAGAAACGAACGCGUCUACUACAGCAAUAUGCGUCGAAGCAGUUGGGGAGUGGAAACGUUGGAAGUGGUGGAGGUAGCGUUGUGGAUAGAACGGGUUUCGGGAGCGGCGGAGGUGGUGGAGGUGGUGGAGGUGGCGGACGUCCGCAGCCACGUGCACGGCGUACGCAGCGUCGUGUCACCCACUCCGAGAAACGCUAUCACUCAGGAGGCCGACUGAUUCCUGGAGGGAUCGCCAAUCCCCUGGGAUCUGGCGGCUCCACAGGGCACCCCGGGAAUACGAAUUCUGCAGCCAUCAGACGCGGGAACCGCAGACUCACGCGGAAUGAAAGCCGAUAUCACUCUGAGGUACGUCAAGAGGCGGUGCAGCAGGCCUUGGCUGCGAUGCAGAGUCGACCGAAGCCCUCGUUACCGAUGCCAUCGAAAAGAACCUCUGUGAUGGCGAGGAGUCCAGACAGAGAUCGUCGAGACGGUCUCGGAAUUGGUGAUUCGAGCAGCGAUGAGGAUAGCGUCGUGACCGAGGAGAGUCCUGGUGCGGGUGGUCCAACCGGAACUGGACUUUCCGACACCAGCAGCACCGGCUCGGCUCGAGACACUCCGCCUCCACCCAGACCCCCAGCUAGAAGGCCUCCUGCUGAUAUAACCGAUAUCGCAGAGUACUCUCCUCAUGCCUAUUGUAACCUGGUCCAGCCUCCGGACGUGACGCACACCAGCACUCAAAAUCGGAGACCAGCUGGUGCUGAUCGAGUCAAUCGGUAUCACGUAGUCGAGGACAAUAAUACUGGCACCACAGGUCGGUGGAAGGUCUCUGCGAAAAUUCAGCAGCUUCUCAACACGCUCAAGCGACCAAAAAGACGACCGCUGCCCGAGUUUUAUGAGGACGAUGAUAUCGAAUUGGAGAUUGCGGCCAACCCGAAAGAUCCGAAUGCACCCAAGCCAGAAGGUGGUUCGAUGACCUCCGCGAUUGGCGAACAGACGAACGUCGCAUCUGGACUCCCAAGGUCGCUAGAGGCCGCGAUUCAGAGGUACGGCUCAGCUACUUACAAGGCGCCAGCUGCCACGGUUCUGGAUCCGAAUGGAAAACUCUGCAUAACGUUGACAUAUGGGAAACUGCUGAGUCGCUCGCACAAGAUAGCCUAUACUUUAUUAAACAAAACAUUGAGUCGUGCGGGUGACUGUUGUUUAAAGCCGGGCGAUAGAAUUGCUCUAGUUUAUCCGAACAAUGACCCAAUCAGCUUUAUGUGCGCUUUUUAUGGGUGUCUCCAAGCUGGCAUUGUGCCCGUCCCGAUAGAGGUUCCUCUGACUCGCAGGGAUGCCGGCUCCCAGCAAAUCGGCUUCUUACUUGGCAGCUGCGGCAUUCAGGUCGCUCUGACAAGUGAAGCCUGCCUAAAAGGUCUUCCAAAAACGACAGCCGGCGAGGUGGUGGCUUUCAAAGGAUGGCCAAAGCUUCACUGGUUCAUCACCGAGCACCUGGCGAAAACCCCCAAGGACUGGCUGCCCCCGCCACGUCUCACCGACGAAACUCCGGCCUAUAUCGAGUACACCACCGACAAGGACGGCUCCGUGAUGGGCGUCACCGUGACUCGAGCGGCAAUGCUCGCGCACUGUCGCGCCCUGACACAGGCCUGCGGCUACACCGAGGGCGAGAACGCCGUCUGCGUGCUUGACUUUAAGCGCGAGGUCGGCCUCUGGCACGCCACCCUCACCAGCAUUCUCAACGGGAUGCACGUCAUCUUCAUACCCUACGCUCUGAUGAAGGUCAAUCCGGCGAGCUGGAUGCAGAUGAUCACGAAGCAUCGAGCGAGUGUGGCCGUGGUCAAGUCGAGGGAUCUGCACUGGGGUCUCUUGGCCACCAAAGACCACAAGGACAUCACCCUCUCGUCGCUGAGGCUCCUGCUCGUCGCUGACGGUGCCAAUCCGUGGUCGCUCUCAUCCUGCGACCAGUUCCUUUCAGUAUUCCAGUCGAAGGGCCUCCGCCCGGACGCGGUCUGUCCCUGCGCCUCGUCCAGCGAAGCCCUCACGGUUUCUGUGAGGCGACCUGGUCGUGCGGGUGUCAACGCCACGGGACGAGGCGUCUUGUCCAUGUCUGGGCUUAGCUAUGGAGUCGUCAGGGUCGAUCAGGAGAACUCGCUCACGUCCCUCACUCUUCAGGAUUGUGGACAAGUCAUGCCGGGCAGUAUCGUCGUUGUGGUGAAAAUGGAGGGUCAGCCCUACAUCUGCAAGACGGACGAGGUCGGGGAGAUUUGUGUGCACAGUCCAACGACCGGAACGCAGUAUUGGGGCCUGCAGGGUCUGACGAACAACACCUUCAAGGUCUCGCCACAGCAGCCGGACGGAAUUACAAUCGGCAACGAGGAGUACACGCGCUCCGGUCUCCUCGGCUUCCUCGGACCUGGAGGUCUCGUUUUCAUUUGCGGCUCUCGAGACGGUCUCAUGACGGUCACCGGCAGAAAACACAAUGCGGACGACAUAAUUGCGACUGUAUUGGCAGUUGAGCCGACCAAGUUCAUCUAUCGAGGCAGAAUCGCGGUUUUCAGUGUUCGAGUCUUGCGAGAUGAGAGAAUAUGCGUCGUGGCGGAACAGCGGCCAGAUUGCAGCGAAGAAGAGAGCUUCCAGUGGAUGUCUCGAGUUUUGCAGGCGGUGGAUUCAAUUCACGCGGUUGGAAUUUAUUGUCUCGCACUAGUGCCACCCAACUACUUGCCAAAGACGCCUCUGGGCGGCAUUCACCUCUCCGAGACGAAGAGGCGCUUCCUGGAGGGCACUCUCCAUCCGGCGAACGUUCUCCUCUGUCCGCACACUUGCGUCACCAAUCUGCCAAAACCCCGAGAAGUCCACUCCGCGGGGGAUUCUGUUGCAGACGUGGGUCCGGCCAGCGUCAUGGUGGGCAACAUCGUCCAGGGAAACCGGCUCGCUUCGGCCCAGGGAAGAGACAUGGGCAUCCUCGACGAGGACAGCGACAGUGCCAAAAAGUAUCAAUUCAUUUCCGAGAUUCUGCGAUGGAGAGCUGUAGGCACCUCGGACCAUGUGAUAUUCACAUCGUUGAAUUCGAAGGGAGCAGUAGCGGCCUCGCUCUCUUGCUCGCAGUUGCACAAGAAGGCAGAGCGCAUCGGGAACCUCUUGUUGGACCGUGGUCGAAUAAAUACCGGGGACCAUGUCGCUCUUAUUUUUCCACCAGGCACGGAUUUAAUUUGCGCCUUUUAUGGCUGUCUCUAUGUGGGCGCGGUUCCAGUCACAAUCAGGCCUCCUCAUCCACAAAAUCUCCAGACGACGCUGCCAACAGUGAGAAUGAUUGUGGACGUGAGCAAAUCCGUCUUGAUACUCACCAAUCAGAACCUCUUGAAGUUGUUGAAGACCAAGAUGGCCAUUUGUUUACAGGGUGCUUCUAGUCCGGAACCGUCGACAGUAUAUGUAGAUCUUCGAGCUCUGAGGAACGACCGGGUUUCCUUGGUCGAGCGAGGAAGUCCUCACUCACUCUGUCUGAUGGAGUCCGGGAAACUGUUGCCGGGCGUCAAAGUCAUCAUAGCCAAUCCGGAGACGAAAGGCCAGUGCGGCGACUCUCAUCUCGGGGAAAUCUGGGUCCAGUCUUCGCACAACGCGAGUGGCUACUUCACGAUUUACGGUGACGAGAGCGAUUACGCGGAUCACUUUAACGCGCGCCUCGUCACCGGCAACACCAAUGAGGUUUAUGCCCGAACUGGAUAUCUCGGAUUCCUGAGGCGCACUGAAAGCGUUCAGCAAUCGGUCGCUGGCGAUCCCAUCAACGACAGUUCGGCCUCCGAAGCCGAGGUUGUACCUGGAGACACGGAACUUCACGACGCCGUCUUUGUCGUCGGAGCUCUCGAUGAGGCCAUUUUACUCAGGGGCAUGCGAUAUCAUCCGAUUGAUAUUGAGAAUAGUGUGAUGCGGUGCCACAAGAAGAUUGCCGAAUGUGCCGUUUUCACGUGGACCAAUCUACUCGUCGUGGUUGUAGAAUUGGAUGGGAGUGAAAGUGAGGCAUUGGACCUCGUCGCUCUCGUGACAAGCGCCGUUCUCGAGGAGCAUCAUCUCGUGGUCGGUGUCGUUGUCGUCGUCGAUCCCGGCGUCGUUCCCAUCAAUUCUCGCGGCGAAAAGCAGCGAAUGCACCUUCGCGACGGCUUCCUCGCGGAUCAACUCGAUCCAAUUUACGUCGCCUACAACAUGUGAAUGCCCCUUCGAUUCGCACAAUUUUUUAUACAAGUCACUCUCGUCUCUCAUCGCUUCGUGACAAUACAAUUACUAUAUAAAUACACUAUCCUGCUCCCUGCCUUCGCCUAAGAACGUAUCCUCAGGAAAUCAGGGUUGUCCCAGCGAUCAUUUUAUCUGCGAGGCAAGUUAACGCAACAAGCGUUUCUUAUUUAUUCGCCCAUUUACGUAAUUUACGUAAUAUAUUAUAUUACACAAAUAUCAGAAAAACGUUUUAUCAGUAAAAUCGGUGCAAGUCUCAUAAAAAGUUUGCGGGAGUUUAAGUGGUAAGGACCAUCUCCUCAUAUGUUGCACACGAUAUUUUAUUUCUCAUAUACAUGUGAAAAUUACAAUUGUUUGUCUCUAGAGCGAGAAAAAAGUUGACGUUUGCAACACGCGGAGCUCAAAUCAAUCUUGGCGCAUGUGCAUUAAUCUGAAUAAACGACACUGCGCAAGGUCCAGUGCGUUGUCUUGCGCAAGGCCAUGUGCGUUUUUCUACUCAAGGUCACGUGAGUUGUCUUGCGCAAGGUCAUGUGCGUUGUCACUUGUAAGCAGAAACUUUCUUUUCGCUCUGCAGACCCAGUAAAGUUUCUUGUUUUGUUUAUGUCAAUUUUCUCGUGAGAUCUUGGGCGUUUAUUUUAAUUGUUUAGCCAGAGUGAAAUUAGAAGUUUAUUGAUUCACGUCCAGUAGGUAUAAUUUCCAAGAUCGCUUGUUCUAUUUUAGUCCUCUAAAAGGCAUUAGAGGUGUCUUUCUCUUUGGCGAUAUUCGAAAUACGUUUAGUCCCUUAGCGAUUUGGAUGUUGAUAUUCCUUUGUGUAUCGAGUCAUUUUAAGUAUUUGUGAUAAAUAAUGGCUCGAAUUUGAGGUCGUCUUUGCCAAAUCGUACGCUCUUUUAAAGUUAUAUUUACUUUGUUAAUUUAAAGUACGUAAAUCGCGUCGCGCGCACAGCUUUUAAAUGACUAAAAGCAAUCUUGGAUUGCGCACGGUCAAAGCUAUUGUAAAAGUUAAAGAAUCGCUCAAUUAUUAUCGCUGCAAUAAAUGUUUUGUUCGUUGCAUUUUCGAACCUCUACUUCGUUUCUAGCACGAUGUACAUUUGUUAAUAUUUUUAUAAUUUUAUAUUAUAUCUCAUUUAUUUUAAGCGUAAUGACAGACGCGGCACGAUUUGCAGAUGGUGAUUGUGCUCACAGAUUUGUACGACGAUUUUCUAAUGAUCACCCAAUUUUGCAGGACUCUUGUGAUCGAGGCGAGAAAUGCGGCCAUUAUCAUCGUGACGAUUUUGAGCGACUGCAAACAAUUUAUUUAGUGCAAUGUCAAGCAAGACCUCAGAAUCGCCAUCAGUAGACAUUUGUAAAUAAAAAAAUAAUUUAAGAUUUGCUCUUUCGACUGACGGAAUUUCUUUGCGUAGUCAACACAAUUGUCUCCUCUCGUCGUUUUUAAGGAACCGUGCCAUCCCUUUUAGCGAGAUUUUUUUCCCCUCUCUAGGCACUUUGAAAAGUUGGGUUGUCCGGCGCAAGGUCUCGUGCGUUGGUUUACGCAAGGUCUCGUGCGCCUAGUUUAUUAAUUAUGUGCUAGUAAAUCCUUCCUGCGACCCCGGGGUUAAUAUGAAGUUCAAGUGCCGGUUGCGAGGAUUUCAGGAAAAUAGAUUAUUUUACUGAGGACUGUUGGAUUCUCUUUGAGAAGAAAUAACGUCAGAGUGUUUGUGUGGCUGACAAUGAGUUUGGGUUUCAUCAAACUUGAAAAAAAUUUGAAAACGUGGAAAUUGAAGAGAAUAUCUAAUCUAAAAAAUCAUUUUUAAAUAAGACAACCUUGAAAUUGAAAUCUAUAUUUCAAUUUGAUUAUAUAAAGUCUCAAAUAUUUCAAGUUUCUUUGAAGUUUAAGUAUGUACUGUAGGCCAACACAACCUCAAACUUGGGGAGCAAUUAACAAAAUAAAUUAAAGAUAGGCUGCUGCCAACUGACUUGAAAUAUAUUUAGUAUAUUUUUAUAAUAUACUGAGAUCUUUUUUGCAACUCAGGAAAAUUUACAGCAGUUCUCCUUUUUUUUAAUAUUCUUUUAAAUGUUCAGCAAGUUUGAGGUUAUGUUCAAGCCAGGAUACAUUCUUCAAUUUCAAACUUUAUUUUUGGUGGAGUCUACGAUUGCUAAACUAAAAACACGUUGAGGGUUGACAGAUAUGGAAGAAUGAGUGGAAUAAAUAUAAUAAAACAUGACAGCUCUAGUAAUUGCUAGGUAACAGUAUUGUUUAAAAAACCGGCUGCUAAAUAAAGAAAGAGUCUUUCUUAUAAUUUCAAACGUGAUCCGAGACUCUGCCUCAGUAUUUUUGCAGCUGAUAGUAAGUGUUCGAGGGAAUGUAGAUGAGCUAUAAUAAUUGCUUUCCGAAUUCCGAAAUUUGCUUGAUCAAUUUUAAAAUAUUCGCUUUGUGGACUCUCAACCCCUCACAUAACCUCAAACUACAGAACGGUUAAUAAAAGCCAGAAAAAAAAAACUUAAAAAUCAUAAUAAACAGUAGCUCAAAUGUUGGUUUUUUAAGACAUAAUUUACAAUUUCUUGCUUCUAUCAAACUUUCUUGGUUUGAGGUUAUGUAUGCAGAGUUCUCGAGGUGGUUAAGAAGGAAUGCCCUAUUGGAACUUUGUUGGGUUGUCCUGCGCAAGGUCAUGUACAUUUUCCAGCUCAAGGUCACGCAUGAUCUUGCGCAAGGUCCCGUGCAAGGUCCUGCACAGGUAAUUCCUCAAUAAAAUCUCUCACAUUACAGAUUGGAUUUUUUUUAGCGAGAAAUUGAAGAAAUUGAAGAAAAUAAAAUGGGAAAGAAAUUGUUUGGAAUUUAUUAGUGAGGGUAUUUGGUUGUAUAAUGUAUAAAUGUUGAUAUUUAGUAGUAGGAAUGUGGAAUACUUGUCAUAUUGAUUGUAAAAUCGUCGAAUCCCGAGGUCGAAAAAAUUAAUUGAUUGCACUUGUUAAGAUUUUUUUUUGUUCGCCGUGUAUAUAUGCAUUAAAAUAAAAAUAAAAAUAAAAAUGACCUCCAUUGUUAAGAGGUGAGGUUUGAAGUAGAUUUUAGUUUGUAUUGUACUGUCACAGCCAAUAUCGCAUGGUGUUUAUUAUCAUGAUCGCCAGACUAAUAAUAUUAAUUUAACGAACACGUAUCGUUCAGUUUUGUGCAUCAUCGAGCCAGCCGUAAUCCAAGAAAGUAAUUCAAUCGAGCUAACGAAAAUAGCUGUGAGAGCAGUUUUCCGUUUCGCUUUUCUCUAAUAUUUUAAAACCAUCUUUUUCAUAUGUACGUACGCAUACACACAUUAAUACAAGAAUACAUGCAUAUAAAUAGACACACGUUUGUAAUCAACUUGAAAAGUCGCACAGACCGAUAAUAAACGUAAUGUACAUUUUUUA